AUGUCAGGACGACCUACCCGAGUGGUGUUUGUGGGCAAUAUUCCCUACGAUUUAACAGAACCACAAUUAAUUGACAUAUUUAAAGAAGUAGGCCCGGUUGUUUCAUUUCGACUGGUUUUUGACCGCGAAACAGGGAAGCCAAAAGGAUAUGGCUUCUGUACCUUCCAAGAUGCGGAAACUGCCGCCAGUGCAGUGAGGAAUUUGAAUAGUUACGAUGUGGGAGGUCGGCAGUUGCGUAUAGAUUUUGCGGAGAGUGACAAGGAGGAUUCAGGCGGCGCGGGACGCGCACCUCCUCCCGAUGAUAGAAACAGAAAUAUGCCCCAACCGACCCAAAUGGCCCCUCCGACAGUCAUACCUGGACAGUCGUCAACCGAUGUCAUUAAUAAGACUCUAUCUUCUUACCCUCCCGAACAAAUGCUAGAAGUCUUGUCUCAGAUGAAGUUCCACGUUCAAAGUAACCCGGACCAGGUCCGGGCGCUGUUGACCGAGAAUCCUCAGCUUUCCUACUCUUUAUUCCAAGCAUUGUUGGUGAUGAACGUGGUGGAGCCUGCAAUAAUGCAACGGAUCUUGCAAAGCCAAGCGAUAGCACCGCAGCAGAGACUGGCAACUUCCGUCGUCAACCCUCCUUUCAUACCCGCAACUCUACCUGGUGCAAUUCCGCCAGGUGCUGUUGGCCACUUCCAAACCCAACCAUUCGUACCACCGAACCCACAGUUACCAGUGGCUGUCCCCACUGGAUUACCUGCACAACCAACGGUGCCAGUCAUGCCAACUGCAGCACCCCAGAUCAGAGCAACAGAAGGUGGGUGA
This is a messenger RNA of Spizellomyces punctatus DAOM BR117, 810 nucleotides long. RefSeq lists its product as uncharacterized. Gene Ontology annotation, molecular function: mRNA binding. Bases 1 to 810 code for a protein of 269 amino acids. The transcript is spliced from 7 exons. Gene Ontology annotation, cellular component: mRNA cleavage and polyadenylation specificity factor complex. The record is from RefSeq and is a predicted model, not a curated record. NCBI's taxonomy places the organism in Eukaryota, Fungi, Chytridiomycota, Chytridiomycetes, Spizellomycetales, Spizellomycetaceae.